AUGCUGCUGGACCGACUUCGCGUGCGGCUGAACGCCGUGGUCUGUGGGCUCCUGCUUUUCCUCGUCCUGGGCCAGGGCCAGGACUCUGCCAGCCCCAUCCGGACCACACACACCGGGCAGGUGCAGGGGAGCCUCGUCCAUUUAAAAGAUACUGAUGUGGGAGUCCACACCUUCCUGGGAAUUCCCUUUGCCAAGCCGCCUCUAGGGUCCCUGCGAUUUGCACCCCCCGAGCCUCCUGAACCUUGGAGUGGUGUAAAGGAUGGAACCUCCCACCCAGCCAUGUGUCUGCAGAACAUCACUACCAUGAAUGCAGUGGCUUUGAAACUGUUGAAUAUGACCCUGCCUUUCACCUCCAUGUCCGAAGACUGCCUUUACCUUAACAUUUAUACACCUGCCCACACCCAUGAAGCUUCCAGUCUGCCGGUGUUGGUGUGGAUCCACGGUGGCGGGCUUGUGAUGGGCAUGGCUUCCGUAUAUGAUGGCUCUGUGCUGGCGGCCUUUGAGAAUGUGGUGGUAGUCACUAUCCAGUACCGCCUGGGUCUGCUGGGCUUCUUCAGCACUGGAGACAAGCACGCACCUGGAAAUUGGGGCUACCUGGAUCAAGUGGCCGCGCUACGCUGGGUCCAGCAAAAUAUUGCCUAUUUUGGAGGAGACCCUGGCCGUGUCACCAUUUUUGGUGAGUCCGCGGGUGGCACAAGCGUGUCCUCCCAUAUCGUGUCCCCCAUGUCCCAAGGACUCUUCCAUCGUGCCAUCAUGGAGAGCGGUGUGGCCCUGUUGCCUGGUCUCAUUGUCAGCUCAUCCAAUGAGGUCUCCAUGAUGGUGGCCAACCUGUCUGCCUGUGGCCAGGUUGACUCAGAGGCCCUUGUGGGCUGCCUGCGGGGCAAAACUGAAGAGGAGAUUCUGGCCAUCAGCCAGCCCUUCAUGGUCAUCCCUGGCGUAGUGGAUGGGACCUUCCUGCCCAGGCACCCCCAGGAGCUUCUGGCCUCCGCUGACUUUCAACCUGUCCCCAGCAUCAUUGGUGUCAACAACGAUGAGUACGGCUGGUUCAUCCCCUCGACCAUGAACAUCUUUGACACCCAGAAGGAAUUGGACAGAGAGACGGUGAAGGCUAUCCUGCAGCAAGUGUCGACAAUGUUGACGUUGCCUCCUGAGUCUGUUGACCUGUUGAUGGAGGAGUACAUGGGGGACAGUGGGGACCCACAGACCCUCCAAGCCCUGUUCUCUGAGAUGAUGGGGGACUGCAUCUUCGUGAUCCCUACACUCCAAGUAGCCAAUUUUCAGCGCUUACACGCCCCGGUCUACUUCUACGAGUUCCAGCAUCGGCCCAGCUUCCUCAAGGACAGCAAGCCGCCCCAUGUGAGGGCAGACCAUGGUGACGAGUUACUCUUUGUUUUCGGAACCCUCUCUUGGAGAGGCUACGUUGAAGUCACGGAGGAAGAAAAGCUGUUGAGCAGGAAGAUGAUGAAAUACUGGGCUAACUUUGCUCGAAAUGGGGACCCCAACGGCGAGGGUCUGCCCCACUGGCCCGUGUUCGACCAGGAAGAGCAGUACCUGCAGCUGAACACGCAGCCUGCGGUGGGCCGGGCCCUGAAGGCCCAGAGGCUUCAGUUCUGGACGAAGACCCUACCCCAGAAGACACGGGAGCUAAUGGAGGCGGAGGGGAAGCACACAGAGCUGUAGCUUCCUGUGUCUGGGGCUGAAGGGCCGGGGAGGGGGGGCUCGAGUGCAGGUGGGGGUCUGCCGGAUAUACCCACACACACGCACUAAGGAGCCAGGAGCUUUGCCUUCCUUCACUUAGCCAUUCAUUCGUUCUGCCAGCCAGCCAGCAUUUAUUAAGAACCUACUGCAUCUUGUUAGUUGCCAAGCCCCCACAGGGCCUCUCAUGUUAGACACACUCAGUGAAUCCCCCCAUUGGCAAACCCCGAUGGAAAUUCACACCGCACUGAGCCUCAGGCCCCACCCCCACCCUCCCUCUCCUCUCCUUUUGAAGGCCGGUGAUUUGGGAAAUGUUACCCACACCUGGCUCUCAGCAAGCGCCAUGUGCUCUCGUAUUUGUACGGAGCCAGUAGAAAAUCUGGAUGACAGGAACCCAGGAGCUCUGAGAUCUUGGCCACCGAGGCCACCAACUACUGAGGAUGUAGAAGUCCCUGUCCCCACCCGUUGUCCCCUAGACUAAAUGUCAUCUACCACUGACAUUUAAACACCCACCCAGUCACUUACCUGUGUCACACAAGGUGACCGACUCCAUUUUUUUGUAAGAAGACUGAGCUUGUCCAUGGGCCCUGGAGCCUGGGCGAGCUGUUCAGUGGCCAGGAGAGCCAGAUGGGUCCCUCAGCCACCCACCUCCUGAAGUCUGCCUUUAUUUUCAGUGGUUCUGUGACACGGCUGGGGGUGGGGGAGGGCAAACGUUACACAACUGCCGCACAUCAAUACAGAUGUUUAUCUGUGAGAUGUUCCCUGGAAGUAGGAUUGGGAGACCAGAAAGUCCAGAAGAGACUCUUGUCUCCUUGCUUCCAAAGGUCUCUCCAUCCAAGGAGGUCUCCUCUCGCCUUUUCCCAACUCACCGUGGGCAUCCACAUGAUCAGUUUCCCUGCUUACCCCAUUGCCUCCCCUAAACUUUUCCCUCCCUCACCUUAUCCGACCCCACCCCCGCCCGCAAAGGAAACCCUCUCGUACACAGGAUUUGAUCUCAGCCUGCAGAGAUACCAAAUUGUGUUCACUGGGCCUCUUUGCUCUACCAAAGCACUUUUUCUCUCAGAGGCUGUAUCCUUCUUCUCAUAGACCUAAGAGUCCUGCUAUGGCCCUGCCUCUGCCAACUUGCCCUCUCCAGGCACUAGACUCUCCAGGAGGAAAGCCCCCUUCCUUCCCUCCACUGCCUGUAAGCCCAACCACAGAGCCUCUGGAGGUGGGGUCUGAAGGAUGGACACUGGCCACCAGAUGGCAGACAAGGGUAACCUUAAGCCUGGGCCCUCUUGAACUAGAGAGAGGGGAGGGGCUUUCCUUUUAAGGGGCACUGGAGCAUAAUGCUUCUCCUGCAUCCUGAAAGCAUUUAUUGAGCACCCACUGCAUGCAUGUCUCUGUAUGUUUUUCAGUCCUGCAGAUGCACAAUAUACUUUCCAAAAGUGGGUUCCCAGUAUUAGUUUUUUAGUCAUCUUAUUUUUUAAACAGUUUUGUUGUGGAAUAAUUUACAUACAAUUGAAUUCCUUUAGAUGUACGGUUUCACAAAGUUGGCUAAAUAUAUAAGACAGACAUGACCUGAGGCGAAGGCAGACGCUCAACCGACUGAGUCAUCCAGGUGCCCCUCAAGUUUUAGAAUGUUUCUAAACUCCAAAGAGUUCCUUUGUGCCCCUUUGCAGUCAGGCAGUGCCCUGACCCUGGUCCCACACAGCCACCAAACUGCCUUCUAUUGCUAUAGUUUGCCUUUUCUAGAAUGUCAUAGAAAUGGAAUCAUUUAUUACUGGUUUCUGUCAUUUAACAUAAUGUUUCUGAGAUUCAACCAGAAUCUUUUUUGCUGCAAAGUAGUAUGCCACACAUGGUAUGCUACAUUUUUUUCCCGUUCACCAAUUAAUGGACAUUUGCGUGAUUUCUAUUUUCUGGCUUUAUUAAAGUUGCUGUGAACGUUUUCAGACAGGU
Molecule: messenger RNA, 3633 nt
Organism: Zalophus californianus (California sea lion)
Lineage: Eukaryota; Metazoa; Chordata; Mammalia; Carnivora; Otariidae
Gene: CES2
Product: carboxylesterase 2
Exons: 12
Coding region: 1-1680 (559 amino acids)
Cellular component (GO): intracellular membrane-bounded organelle
Molecular function (GO): carboxylic ester hydrolase activity
Source: RefSeq, a predicted model, not a curated record